Molecule: messenger RNA, 2619 nt
Organism: Ctenocephalides felis (cat flea)
Lineage: Eukaryota; Metazoa; Arthropoda; Insecta; Siphonaptera; Pulicidae
Gene: nrv3
Product: sodium/potassium-transporting ATPase subunit beta-2
Exons: 8
Coding region: 820-1767 (315 amino acids)
Biological process (GO): intracellular sodium ion homeostasis; sodium ion export across plasma membrane; potassium ion import across plasma membrane
Cellular component (GO): sodium:potassium-exchanging ATPase complex
Molecular function (GO): ATPase activator activity
Source: RefSeq, a predicted model, not a curated record
CAUCGAUAUGUCAUAAACAGUUAUCAAUCGUGAUCAAUUUAUGACAAACAUUCUCACUCUGAUUCAAUUGUGACCAAUAAAAUCAUUCUUGAGAUUUCGUUACAUAACUGAUUCCAAAGCGUGCCCUGCUCGCAGCCAAAGCACAUCGGGUUGUUCUCAGUAUUACUUUAGACGUAAGGUCGCCCGGCUGCGGAAAGGGAACAACGAUUUUUAGCGAAUUUUCUUCAAUCGGAAUCAAUUGGGCGCGCAUUUCACGAGUGUUGAGAGCGGAUCGAACGUGCUCGUUUCUCGCAAAUUUUUAAUAGUCAUUUAAUAUUUUUAAUAUUGUGCGGUUCUCGCCGUUCCAUAGACCUUGAAUUUUGCGCAAAAUUAUUGUGAUACGAUUUCGAGUUGACUUGGAUAACGCACGCGUAACACUGAACACACGUGCCUUCAGUCGUGCGCGCCAGAUGUCCUCGUAGCAGCCGGCGUCAGCAGCGCUCCACCGCCGAUUGUGAAAGGGCAACCCCGCUUGGAUCGCUUGGAUCGAACCGACGGCGCAAGCGUGCUUCCGUUGGGCGCAUAGCGUCUGUCAGUCGGCGCGAAGGGUAAAGCCGAUCUUCCGAUUCUGCGCGCAUCGCAGUCGGCGCACCGUCCCGGGUCAGCUGCGCUUCAGAGCCUCGUCCGUCCGCAGUUCAGUAGUCCGCGUACACUCUCUCAGUACCGUGAACCCUCCCCUCUUCGUUAUAACAACCGUACAAAACCGUUUUUACCGUGCAAUUUCGGUUGUGCCAAUUCGGUUCGGCGUGAGAGCACAUCGUAUCGUCGUUGGACAUCAGGAUGGCGGACAAGAAAGUGGCCGAACAGUACUACAGCCCGCCACCGAAACUUGGCAAAUGGGAGGGUUUCCGUCAAUUCCUGUGGAACUCUGAGACCAGCCAGUUCUUGGGACGCACCGGCUCCAGUUGGGCCAAGAUAUUAUUCUUCUACAUAUGUUUCUAUUCGGUACUGACGGGUUUCUUUGCCGCAAUGUUAGCGGUGUUUUAUCAAACGUUGGACAAUAGGAUGCCUAAAUGGCAACAAGACAAUUCGCUCAUCGGCUCUAAUCCAGGUCUCGGGUUCCGGCCGAUGCCGCCAGAGUCCAACGUCGAGAGCACGCUCGUCUGGUACCGGGCUAGCGAAAGCAAGAACAUGGAAUACUGGACGAAAGAAAUCGAUAACUUCCUGCACGAAUACCGAAAGAAUGAAAAUGUAGAGAACCGUGUAAGCUGUGAUUACAAUAAUUAUCCUCAAGAAGGCAAAGUAUGCGACGUGCCCGUUGACAACUGGUCGCCAUGCACGGCCGACAACCAGUACAACUUCCACAGAAGCGCGCCUUGCAUAUUUUUGAAACUCAAUAAGAUUUACGGCUGGAAACCGCAAUAUUAUAACAGCACCGACGUUCUUCCCGAGAAAAUGCCAAAAGACUUGAAAGACCACAUCGCUAGCGAACGAGGACGCAACCCUAAAACGAUGGAUACAGUGUGGGUAUCUUGCGAGGGUGAGAACCCAGCCGAUGUUGAAAAUAUGGGUGCCAUUCAAUUUAUCCCUCGCCGCGGUUUCCCAGGAUUUUACUACCCUUUCACCAAUGUUGAAGGAUAUCUCAGCCCAUUAGUCGCAGUGUACUUUGAGCGGCCGAAAGUUGGAGUCUUGAUCAACAUUGAGUGCAAGGCAUGGGCGCAGAACAUUAUCCACGACAGAGCCGACAGGAGGGGCUCCGUGCACUUCGAGCUCAUGGUCGACUUCUAAGGAAAGCAGUGACGCGCCGCAUCAGACGCUUAUCAACAACGAUUCAUCGGCCGUCUUAACUUUAACACUACCAACGCAUAAUAAAUAAAUAGAUAAAUAUAACAAGAAAAUACCAAAACAUACAUCUACAUAAAUAACAUUUACAUGAUACACGAACAUAUUACACGACACAAGAUCAUUCCAUCGUCACACAAAACACGCGCUCGCAAAGCGACACUCACUAAACAAUCGACAUCACAUUUACACGACACAUUAAUAGUUAUUAUUAAGUACCAAGUGUUUGAUUCGAGAGGUGACAAGUAAAACAUUUGAAGUUUGGGAAGCACUGGAUAGAGAGUCACCUCGUCUAAUGUGGAUUCACGAGUCGUCGCGUAACCAAAAAAUUAACAAAAAUUUAAAGUUUUAACUAAAUCGUACAAAAGCACAAAACAGUUGUACGAUCCUAUACAUAACAUGAAACGUUAGAAGGCAGGGCCGUGCCCAACAUAAAAAAAUUCCCCCCUCUCCCCUUUAAUAAAAUAAAUAAGAUACAAUCCCCGCCUCUUAGAUAUUAAUUAAAUAAAAACAAUUACUUUAAAGAGUUUAAGAAUUAAUUAUGAUGAUAUAAUAAAUUAAGGUUAAAAAAAUACUUAGUCCGUGAGAGAAAGAGAGUUCAACUAUAAUAAAUAAAAUAGUUACUUGAUUAUCUCGUUAACCCCGCGCCAUAAUAGGUGGCAGUUGAUUACCGUAGACAUUUUGCGCGGUUUUCGGGUAUUAUUCUGUUUAAACAUUUUAACAAAAAAGUAGAGGCUGAGCAAUUUACUUCGAGUGUUGUAGAGUUAUGUAAUUAAAUUAUAAAUUCAAAUGAUAAAA